UACAGAGAGGAGCAUCAACUCUUCGAGAAAAAAGAAGGUAGCCUAACACUACAAUUAAAAGAUUUUUUAUGAAACGUUCGUGCUGGUUAUUUUGACUGCCAACAUUGUUCAUUUGAGAUUACGCAAUCCGCCACGGUUGCGCAACACCCAUUAACUUCUUAAAGUUCUUCUGAGCCACUUCUUAAUGUUUUCAUUUCAGGACGAGAAGGGAAGAAGGUAGCCUACACCUCUUUGUAGUAGUUUCCUGUCAGUUGCUCCCCGUCGCCUGCUGAAACACUAAACUUGUGAAAAUGGGAUACCUGCUUCAGGCGGUGCAACUUUCGACAGUAGCUCUCUGCGUGUUGUCUGCGGUGAUGGUCAGGCACGAUGAAUUCACAGAAGCCACGGCUUACCUGCAGCGAUACGGUUACCUGCAAACCCCUCUGGACCCCCAGAUUGAGAGAUACCAAAUGGAGGAGAUCACAGAGGCCCUCAGGAGCUUCCAACGGGUGACCGACCUGCCGGUGACGGGGGAGAUCGACGAGGCCACACUGGCGGUGAUGCGGCAGCCCCGCUGCGGCGUUCAGGACCCCUUCAACCAGAAAUUCAAGUACAGAGUGCUGAGCUACUGGCGCAAGAAGAGCCUCACCUACCGCAUCUACAACUUCACCCCUGACCUGCGACAGGACAAAACGCGGGAGGCCAUCCGCCUGGCAUUCAAGUACUGGAGCGAAGUGACCCCCCUCACCUUCCGAGAGGUUCUCUAUGGACGGGCAGACAUUAGGAUCGCCUUCCACAGGAAGGACUUCACCUGCGCUGACCCUUUCGAUGGGCCAGGUAGCGUGCUGGCCCACGCGGAGCCCCCGGAGUCCGGCCUGGUGCACUUCGACGAGGACGAGACCUGGACGGAGGGGAGCUACUCCGGGACCAACCUGCGCAUCGUGGCCGCGCACGAGAUCGGCCACGCCCUGGGCCUGGGCCACUCCCAGUACAGCCGCGCCCUGAUGGCGCCCGUCUACAUCGGCUACCGCCCCUAUUUCCGUCUGCACGCCGACGACAUCAAGGGCAUCCAGGCCAUGUACGGUAAACGGACGACCAGCUUACCCACAGACGAGCCACAAUCCACAACACGCCCUGACGUACAGGAAAAGCCAGAUCCCUGCACAGUUGAUCUGGACGCCAUCAUGCUAGGCCCCUUCAGGAAGACAUUCGCCUUCAGCGGAGAGUAUGUGUGGACAGUGUCCAAUAUGGGACACAACCCCCCCAUCAAGACCAGCCUCUUGUGGAAAGGUCUUCCGGGGAACCUGGAUGCUGCCGUCCAUUCCCAGAGGACCAACAAGACCUACUUCUUCAAGGGAGACAAAGUGUGGCGCUACACUGAUUUCCGGCUUGACUACGGCUACCCCAAGCCUCUGACACGCAUCCCCCCGAAUAUUGACGCAGCCUUAUACCUGCCGGCCAACAGGAAGCUUUUCUUUUUCAAGGGUACAAGGUACUGGCAGUGGGACGAGCUGAAGUACACGGUCCUCAGCGCGUACCCCAAACCCAUUUCAGACCUCUUCACUGGGGUUCCCUCCAACCUGGACGCCGCCUUCACCUGGACCAACGGCAAGACGUACUUCUUCAAAGGCGACAAGUACUGGCGCGUCAACAAGCACCUGAACGCAGAGCGCGGAUACCCGCUCAGCAAGAGAGAACGCUGGAUGUUGUGUGGCAAGUAGGCCUCCGGGGGGGGAAGAAAACUCAACGGAGUCCCCCGCCCGCACUGCCCCCAACCGUGGACAGGCUGAAGCACUGUCCUGGAAGGAAGGGCACUGAACCGGUCAGGAUUGUCAGGACCUGUCUCACAAAGUGUAGCUUCACAAAAGUCCCUUCAUUAAUAGCAAUUAUUAGUGAACUGUGGGUUUGAAUAUAAUCAGGUGUUCAUUACUAGAGACACCAAGUGUAGCUUUACCCAAAACAUUGACAUUUUGCUGCGGUUAAAAAUGUAUAUCAUGAUGAACACAUUUGAAUGCCAUCUCCAGGCCUUUUGGAGCGGCGAAGGACGAUAUCACAGAAAUGUUGGGGUGCUCACAGCAGAAGUGGCACUUCAGAUUUGCAGUUGGAAUUGCAACAUGGAAUGGCCCAGUAGCUUUCAGCCCAUACAUCUUUUAUAUUGACAGUAACACAGGCCCACCCCACACAAGUUCCUGCAGCAAUCAUUACAUGAGUAGGCUACCUUAAAAAACCAGAGUACUAUCUAUCCAGAGAGUUUCGCUGAGAUGUGACAUAUUUUCUAGAUCUGACAACUUUUUUUAAGACACAUUUCACCCUGAUAUAAUGUACUUUUAUGACCCUUUUGUUGUGGUAAUUAGGUCCAAAGAGGUCCAUUAUAUCAUGGCGAACUGCAUCUAAAAAAGUUGUCAAAUCUAGAAAAUUCGUCACAUCUCCGCAAAUGGAUUGAUAGGAUAGCACUCUGGAUAGAUAGGAUAGCACUCUGGAUUGAUAGGAUAGCACUCUGGAUUGAUAGGAUAGCACUCUGGAUAGAUAGGAUAGCACUCUGGAUAGAUAGGAUAGCACUCUGGAUAGAUAGGAUAGCACUCUGGAUAGAUAGGAUAGCACUCUGGAUUGAUAGGAUAGCACUCUGGAUAGAUAGGAUAGCACUCUGGAUAGAUAGGAUAGCACUCUGGAUAGAUAGGAUAGCACUCUGGAUUGAUAGGAUAGCACUCUGGAUAGAUAGGAUAGCACUCUGGAUAGAUAGGAUAGCACUCUGGAUUGAUAGGAUAGCACUCUGGAUAGAUAGGAUAGCACUCUGGAUUGAUAGGAUAGCACUCUGGAUAGAUAGGAUAGCACUCUGGAUAGAUAGGAUAGCACUCUGGAUAGAUAGGAUAGCACUCUGGAUAGAUAGGAUAGCACUCUGGAUAGAUAGGAUAGCACUCUGGAUUGAUAGGAUAGCACUCUGGAUAGAUAGGAUAGCACUCUGGAUUGAUAGAUGGUACUCUAUCAACAAACUUUUGGGUUUAGGUACAAGGGGUUGGGCUGUUGAAACACUGGCACCUAGUGCUGUCAGUGAUAAUGCACUGCUGCCAUGGCCUGUCCAGUUGAUAUUUCAGUUAUACAAAGGAUUAUUCAGAAAACGUUGUCCUUGCUGCAGGUACGGCAUUUUAUUUUUCAAGUGUUUUUAUACAAAAAUUGUUGUAAAUAUGCAAUUAUUACUUCUCAAUGAGUGAUGUCAACUCGCAAUGUUAAGUCUCCUAAUUAUCUGAUUUCGGAGAUCAAUUGAGGGAUGGAUAUCUGCUUGAAACUUUGAAAAUCAAAUGAUUACAAAUCUAAACAAUAAAGUACACUGUUUAGACUGCUGUACGCGUCUGGACUCCUGCUGAGAACAGAAAUUUACUGAGAGCUUUCCUUUUGUGUGUGGAUGUGCUGAGUACAAAGUCUCAAUCCAACCCCUAUGGGGGAAAAAUAAAGGCUAGGUUGACAUGGCAACACUGCUGCAUUAACCAAUAGGAAGGAAGGGACAUUGAAAUCUGCCACAGGACUCCCAUUCUAAAACUGCAUCCAGCAGAAGCUGUUGCUUGGUAACCAAUAUUAGGAAAGAAACAACACAGGACUUCCUUUGCUUCAGAAAAUGACUUGCAGAUGUAAGCUCCCUCUUGUGUGUAUGCGUGGAAAUUCCGCUUUAAAUGGGCAAUGAUGUUGGUGCUAAAAUACUUUAAUUCCUCACAUUUUCUCACCCUUAAACUCCAAAAGAAAGAGUCAAACAAAUGAAGUUAAAGAAUUACAAAAAAUAAAAGUUCAGCAUGUGUAUGUUAUGUUGUGACGAUAAAACUGUUUUAGUUUUAAAACUA
Conger conger (European conger) is the source of this 3809-nucleotide messenger RNA. Its product is annotated as matrix metalloproteinase-19-like. The transcript has 9 exons. The record is from RefSeq and is a predicted model, not a curated record. Lineage: Eukaryota; Metazoa; Chordata; Actinopteri; Anguilliformes; Congridae. Gene Ontology annotation, molecular function: metalloendopeptidase activity; zinc ion binding. The coding region runs from base 291 to 1700 and encodes 469 amino acids. Gene Ontology annotation, biological process: extracellular matrix organization; proteolysis; collagen catabolic process. Gene Ontology annotation, cellular component: extracellular matrix.